This is a messenger RNA of Poecilia reticulata (guppy), 1854 nucleotides long. RefSeq names its product bcl-2-like protein 15. Gene Ontology annotation, biological process: regulation of apoptotic process. The record is from RefSeq and is a predicted model, not a curated record. NCBI's taxonomy places the organism in Eukaryota, Metazoa, Chordata, Actinopteri, Cyprinodontiformes, Poeciliidae.
CCUGCUUAGUCAGACUGCGCCUGCGCACGCAGUGAAGGUCCUUCUUUACUUCCUUCAGCCGGCAGAUAAUGGCUCCUAAUAUAAAGGCACAGACAGAAUCGGUAGUUUAUUAUCUACUGGCAGAUGAAGAUGAAUGCGAUCGGUCGUAUGGAGAUGUGGAAUCUGACAGCAAAGAAGCCCCAGGCGACUUUGACCCAGUGAUAAUUGCGGAUAGGCUGAGAACUAUCGGUGAUGCUCUGAAUAAAGACCAGAGUUUUACUAAAGCAAUUAAGGAUCUAACUGAAGCAGUUACAGAAGAGGCUGUAGCUACAGUGUUCGAGCAAAGUGUGGAGACCCUGUGUGAAACCUACGUCUCUCGGGAAGCUGCGCUAGCCCCGGAGUUGCAGCUGAUCCAUGCAUCAGUGGCAUUGGGGCUCUAUUUGAAGAAGAACUCUCCAGCUCUUAAAGACAAAGUGAGGAACGCUAUGAGUAACUUCCUCAACAGUCGUGUCAGUAGAUGGGUUGCUCAACAAGGUGGUUGGGAUAAAGUGCCAGUCGCCAUGUAAGUCUUGCCAAAUGAAUGUCCAUGUAAUGAAGAUCGGCAGCUUGAAAAAGCCAAACAUCAGCAGCCUUCCGCUUUUUGAUCGGUGAUGUUUAGGGUUUUUGCUAAUGCACACAACGACACGUGAUAAUAAACUAAGCCUUCUCAUCAGACCAUGCCUUUGCAAAAACAAAGAAAACUUGACGUACUUAAUGUUCAAUUAUGGAUAAGUUUGAACUCAAACUGUGAAAAAAAAAUUACAUCAAUGAUAUUUUUAUUGUCAACCUUCUAGCAAAUAUUUUAGGAUUUUGGAGAUUUGAUACUGUGAAACUCCAAGCUGAGUGGAAAAAUUACAAAGCUUGAUGCUACAACAACCGUGUUUCACUGCAGACAAAGUUCUCUUUAUUUGUUUUUGCCAUUAAAGAUUUGCGUUCUCGGUUAGAUUAUACAGGAUUUAUUACAAAUUAAAGGUGGAAAUCAUUUUGAAAUGGCAACCCUGGCAUUGUAACAACUGUGUUUAUAUGUUUUAGAUCUGGAUGAUGCCUUAUAAGUACAAUUUCUUAAACAGCCAAAAUGUAAAUUAAGAUGGGAAAGCAACAAAAUAAAAGGAUAAAAAUGCUGUUGAAACGUUUAUCUUUGUAAGAACAUGUUGUUAUUAGAGAACAAUCUCUCUACCAUCACUGGAUCUCCAUUACAUCUCUACUUGGAUUGUUGAACAAUUUUCAUGGUCUUGACUUCAGCCUUUUUAGUAUGGAUUUUGUUUUUCUUCAGGUUUUUCUUUUCCAUUUCUUAACAAAUCAAAUGACUACGUGAAACCUCAAUGACUGUUUUAUUUUUGAUCCUAUGAAUUGUCCAAGUGCAAAUAUUUAUUAAAUCUUUGCAGAUGAGCCAGUUCAUGUUGUUCUUUGAACACUUAUGACCCUCUCUCUUCUGCAUUAAUUUUAGCAUUACUUUAUAAACUUGGUCUUCUUCUUGGGAUAAGGUACAUUUAAAAUGCAAAUACUUUAAAAUGUUUUCCGUCUCUCUUAAUUAAAAACAUUAAAGCACAAAUACGGGUUUAUGAAUCUAUUAUCCUUUGGUGUUCAAUUUCUUCCUUUCUAACACUGUUUAUAAUAAAAACAAAUGUGUACGUGUUCUACCAUUUGUAUGUUGUUGAUUAUGGGUGACUGAUUUGGUGUCAUAGUUAAAUGUGAAUGGUUUGUCACUUAUUUUACCAACUGAGCUCAAGCCAACUGUAACAAAUGUUAGCAAAUGUUUUUUCGGAGAUCUUUUGCUUGUACCAUUGUGCCAUUGUUUUUGUAAUGAUUAAAAUAAAAUUAUUUUGUGCUACUUUU